Miscanthus lutarioriparius is the source of this 2799-nucleotide messenger RNA. Lineage: Eukaryota; Viridiplantae; Streptophyta; Magnoliopsida; Poales; Poaceae. The record is from the annotation of a GenBank genome assembly.
AUGGCAGAGGUUGUAGCGGGGGCACUACCGAACCUCCUCGCCAAGCUUGCUGAUCUGAUUCAUGGCGAGUACAACCUGCAAAAGGAGGUGAAGAGCGGGAUCAAGUUCCUAAUGGAAGAGCUUGAGAGCAUGAAGGGUGCUCUAGAGAAGAUCUCAAAUACACCAGUACACAAGCUGGACAAUCAGGACAAGAUUUGGGCUACAAACGUCAGGGAGCUCUCCUAUGACAUAGAGGACAGCCUUGACUUAUUCAUGGUUCGAUGCAAAGGGAAGAAGCUAGUCAAACAGCAUGGGUUCAAGGAGGCCAUUGAUAGGUGCCUCGAAUGGUUGAUGCAGCCCAAGAUUCGUCGUAAGAUUGCUAUAAAAAUCAGAGACAUCAAGAGCCGUGUUGAAGAGGUAGCCAAGCGACGUGAUCGGUACAAGGUCAUCAGUAAUGAUGCUGCUAAGCCUGUAACAGUCGAUCCUCGAUUGUUGGCUCAGUACUAUAAGGCAGUAGAGCUCAUUGGCAUUGACGAGGCACGAGAAGAGGUAAUCAAGAUUCUCGGAGAUGACAAUGAAGUGCAUAGGCAGCAAUUUCCCCUAAAAGAAAAAGUGUGUAGGCAGCAACAAGACACGAUAGUUUCUAUUGUUGGAUUUGGUGGCCUAGGGAAGACAACUCUUGCCAAUGCGGUGUAUGAAAAGCUUAGAUCACGAUUUGAUUGCUCCGCCUGUAUUUCAGUAUCUCAGACUCCUGACAUGGAUAUAUUACUCAAGGACAUGUUCUAUCAACUUGCAAAGAAAAGGAAUGCAAGAAAUCAAGUUAUGAAUGAGGUCAGAGAAUUCCUCAAGAAGAAAAGUAACAUAGCUUUCUUGUAUUCUGUGCACAAAUACUUAAUUGUUAUUGAUGACAUAUGGGACAUCACUGUUUGGGAAAUGAUAAAAUGUGCUUUGCCGGAUAAUUGUUAUGGAAAUAAAAUUAUCACAACAACCCGUAUUCUCAAUAUCGCCGAACAAGCUGGUGGUGCAUACAAGUUAGAGCCACUUUCUAUGAACAACUCCCGAAAAUUACUGUAUCAAAGAAUAUUUGGAAAUGAAAGCAAAGACAACAAUGAAGACAAUGAAAAAUGUCCCGAUGAGCUGGUGGAAGUAUCUGAAAAAAUAUUGAAGAAAUGUGCGGGUGUACCCUUGGCUAUCAUUACCAUGGCUAGUCUAUUGGCUUGUAAAGCAAGAAAUAAAAUGGAAUGGUGCAAGGUGUGCAACUCUGUUGGUACUGGUCUUGAAAACAACUCAGCUUUGGAGAACAUGAGAAAGAUUUUAGCAUUCAGCUAUUUUGAUCUGCCAUACCAUCUAAGGACUUGCUUGUUAUAUUUAAGUGUGUUUCCAGAAGAUUAUAAAAUUAGCAAAAACCGUUUGAUAUGGAUGUGGAUUGCUGAAGGUUUUAUCCAGUCUGGAAGACAGUGGAGGUGCCUAUUUGAUUGCGGCGAGAGUUAUUUCAAUGAGCUCAUAAAUAGAAGUAUGAUUCAACCCAUACAUGACACAUACACUGGCUUGAUAAAACAAUGCCGCGUACAUGAUAUGAUCCUUGAUCUAAUUUGUUCCUUAUCAAGUGAAGAGAACUUUGUUACUAUACUAAAUGAUGUAGAAGGCACAUCUCCAUCAAAUAUGACCCGGAGGUUAUCCUUUCAAAAUGGCAAGGAGGCUCAUGCUGCUACUUUGAACUUGCAACAAGUGAGGUCAGCUGUUGUCUUUCCAUCUGGCAUUGAUUUUGUUCCAGCCAUUUGGAGUUUUCGAGUUUUACGUGUACUAGAUUUACACCACUGUACUCUUUCACAAGAUUACAGCCUUACCUACCUUGGUAACUUAUUUCACUUGAGAUACUUAGGGCUAAGUUGCACAGGUAUUGUUCAGCUCCCUGAAAAAAUAGGAAACUUGAAAAAUUUGCAAACACUGAACGUGAUGCACAAUCAAAUUUCUUGCUUGCCAUCGUCUGUUGUUCAGCUAAGAAAUUUGAUGUGCCUAUUGGUUGACAAGUGGACAAGAAUGCCAAAUGGAAUUGGGAACCUAACAUGCCUUGAAGAGCUGUCAGUAUUAAGAAUCGACAAGUCGAGCGUGGACAUUAUAGAAGAGUUGGGCCAGCUCUCUGAACUGAGGGUGCUACAUAUCGUCUUGGGUAGAUGGGAAGACAAGUUAGUGGAGUGCUUAGGCAAGCUAACAAAGAUACAGAAUUUAUCUAUCGAGGUCCCCGGUGGUGAUGAACGCAGCAUUGGUGGAUUGGAUGCCUGCUGGGCCGACGUCGCCCCUCGACACCUCAGUGCACUGAAGACACGGCGGAGCUGCUGGUUGUCGAAGCUGCCAACUUGGAUGAUGAAUCCGUCUGGUGUUGUGAGUCUCACCACCGUAUCCAUUGCCAUGACUGAGCUAGAGCCAGUUGACCUCAAAAUCCUUGGGAGGUUUCCAGCCCUCCGCUAUCUAGAUCUGGAGGUGCACCAGGAGAACCACAAAAACCAUGAUGAAUUCGCUUUUGGUGCUGGUUCGUUCCCAUGCCUGGUACGCGGCGAGUUCCGCAGGUUCGCAUGGCCUGUGGUAUUUGGACGAGGAGCUAUGCCCAGGCUCAGAGAGCUCUUUUUCAGCCUUUCCUAUGUGAGGAUGGGAGGAGAAACUGGUAGCAGCCGUUUGGGACUAGGGAAGCUGCCAUCUCUCCAGCGUAUCAACUUUGACUUCGUGUCUGAAGGCGUCACCAAGGAGGCAGUGAAGCAAGCUAAGGCUGCGCUGUGUCUUGCAGCACAAAACCAUCCCAAUCGUCCCACUCUUCGAAUCUGA